Molecule: messenger RNA, 4412 nt
Organism: Petromyzon marinus (sea lamprey)
Lineage: Eukaryota; Metazoa; Chordata; Hyperoartia; Petromyzontiformes; Petromyzontidae
Source: RefSeq, a predicted model, not a curated record
ACGGUCGCUUCAAAUGGAACACAGAGACAUUGUACGCACACAAACUGCAUACACCUUUGCUAAAAUUAUCGUGCAUCAUAACAUCAUCCACGGUGCUAUCGUUUUGUGAAAUUAACCUGAGACAAAGGUGAUGUGCACAGGCCAAGAGGUGCAGCACACAUGCUUAACCAACCCCACAUGAAUUAUAUACGUGCACGGUUGUGAGUAAUUAGUGGCCGUGACAUAACAAUGUAGGCAGGUGCAUGGGGCUUCCACCUCCCUUCUCUGUCACUUAAACUGUCACGCUAAUGGGCCACGGAGGAAUAAUAAAGCCUCCUUAUUUAAAGUGUCGAGUGUGCCCCCCCCCAACACGAGCUCACAAUUUUGCGCGCAGCUAUUCGGCCUCACAAAGCUUUGCUCGCCGUCCAAGAAGGGCCGACAUUCAGUACACAUGGAGAACACGUUGUCGUACUUGGCAGCAACUCCCCUCGAUGUUUUUGUCAUCGUGUUCAACGUGUGCUUGGCGACCGCGAUCGUAAUCUCGAACGCAAUUCUGAUCGGCGCUCUCCUAAAUUCAAAGGGACUUCUCAAACACAACAACUACAUUUUCAUAUUCAGUCUCACCGUCAGCGAUUUCAUUAUGGGCGCCGGCUGGUUCUACAACGGAGUGUUUGACGUGCGCGACAACUUGGGCUCCAUAUAUAGCGCUUCGAACGUCUUCCCAACGAUUCACGGCAUCUCUCUGCUCACCAUGCUCUCGUCGAUGGUGGACAGGUACUACGCCGUGUCCUCUCCGUUCAGCUAUUCGCAGAAAAUGACACGCGCCCGGGUGUUGAUGGUCGUCCUCUGGAUGUGGCUGUGGCCUUUUUUGACAGCGUUCGGCAUGGCUUUCGUGAAGGCGGACGCCGCUCGCAAAUACCAAGGUUACACGACAAUAGCGGUGACCGUCUGUCUCCUGGUCAUCAUGACGGUGGUAAACCUCCGGCUGUAUUUCAUCACCAAAAGGCAGCUCAGCCGCGGCCCCGCCAACGACGAGGAGUCCAAGAAGAAGUCGGCGAGGCUCAUUAUCGUUGCGUCCACGGUCUUCAUCGCCUUCUGGCUGCCAAGCCUGAUCAACUCGAGCGUGUGUGGCGGCUUCGGCCUGUGCUUCCCUCCGCAUAGAAACAACCUCAAUCCAGUGAACGUGAUUCGAAUGUUCAACACGCUCAGCUCCCCCAUCAUCUUCCUCGUCGGAAGCACUCUGCUGAGGAAUUCCAUAAAGAACCUCGCUCGCCGCUUGCUUUGCAAAAGAUCUGUUCAUCCAAAUGUUGGUGCAAGAGAGAGGAAGGACGGCGGUGGAUCGAUGGUAGCAGUGGUGGAACAUUGAGCAUGAAACACCUCUUACAUUUGUCACGAGGCAAUGUAUACCCAACGGCCAUUGCCUCCAAUUACGCCGCACUCUCUGAUACAAAUACACCUCCAGCUUAGGCCCCGCAAACACCUCAUGCAACAGAGCAAUCUCACAUCAUACGCUUCAAUUGAACCGUUUUAGCUGUUCCUUUAUAUGUUUUUUUUUACAUCAGUGGGUCAGGGAAAUUCUAAGUCGUACACAUUUCAUAAGUUAAUUCGGGAGAUUGGCAAGAACUUGAUUGUUCUUACCACAACUAUGCACAUUUGCACAACAAUGUAUGCAGGUUAAUACAGUAAACAAUGGGUGUUUUGUUUUCAUCUACUGUGAAUGACAUUCAAGAUGUAUCUGAAUGAUUUGACCAUUUGGCCUGCUUCAGGAUAUACUGACACAAAUUAGCUGAGUUUUUAAUCCUGGCCAUGGCUAACAUCGGUGGCAAAUGAUGCCUCUAAUGGUGCACCAGUACUCUCCAUCAGCCUUCAGGAACCGAAAUGGCGCUGGUGAGGCUUUCAUCCAGCAGUGGAUUGACAAAUUGGCAUACAUUACUAUUAUUACUAUUUAUUAUGAUAUUAUCAAGCUAGUGGGGAAUAUGCAAUGCAAUCUAUGAUAUAGGUAGUACAUAAAGUAAGCAAAGAAAUAUAUUAGUUACUUUAUAAGUAAUUAGGAUUUUUAACCGACAAUUUUAAUAUACCUGUACAGGGUGAUGGAACAUAUUUCUGCAGUGAAUUAGUUAUCCCCUGUCCCUGCGGGCCGUCAGUCCCUGGAUGGACUGAAGAUAGAAAUUACCCCAGUGGUAAGGGACAUACAGGCAGGAGAAUUGAGUUGCGUGUCUGAAAAAACAGUGUCAACAUAUACGUUUCUGUUUGAAUAUCGAAGGUUUACAAUGCAAUCAAUGAGCGAGAUUCAGUUUUACUGCACAUUAGGAUUUUUAAUCAACAUUUACAUUUAAUUGAGAUUUUGUUUUGAGCGGUUUAAUGUUUUCAGUUAUGCUUCAAUCUGGAUGUGUGCAUAACUAAAAUGUUAAAGGUAUGAUUAAUCAUUGGUUUUGGAUCAGAUAUCGUAAGCACAAUGUGUGUCGUACACCCUGCUCCACUCGACAAGGCCCGUUCAUAAAGUUGUCACGUGAUGAACAAAACGUGCCAAUUUAUUGCCGCUACAGCAGCACCGCUGGUGGUGUCGGAGAGCAAUCCACAACAUUUAACAAUUGGAUGCACAACAAAAAUCAGUCGUGAAUUACACUAUUGUUAGUCGCAAAAAAACGUACGUGUUUAAAUGUAUUAAAGCUAUGUAGCACACAGAACGGGGUGGCCUGAAAGUUAGUACUGUCUACGGAAUUGAGAAAAUAACGAGGCGUGUUUAUCUCAGUAAACUAACCUUUGGUCGACGCAAUUGUAUACACAUAGCAGUGGGAUAGAUCAUGGCUGGUGAAAAUAAUGAAUCAUAUUCACUUACACAACUCGGUACUUCAGCCCUCGCCCUAUACAGCUCGUUUGGGAGACUUUCUCCACGCUCGUGUGGGGUGGGUGGGUUAUGACAACCCAGUAAAUGUUCGUCGUAGUUAGAGAGAAACGUGAACGCGUUGUUAGUUUUUUUUUAAACAGCAAUGGGUAUGGCAACCAUGGUAGGCAACAGCGUGUGCACUCGCCCGCGUGAAUUGUGUUCGUGUGCGAAAUAAAAGUCUUGGAAGUUCAAUUUGUGGCGCGUGCCGGCUACGACCGUCGGUCAUUUUCUUCGCACCGACACGAGAGAGCUCCUGUUGGUAUGCGUCCAACGCAGGAAAAAAAACACACACAAGGAGGCAGCGUCGCGAGAGCCACCGCCCAUCCUGAAAUCUUUCGGCAGAAUGGAGGUGUUAUAUAUCGGGCCAAUUCCCCUUUGAAAUAGUUGUCGGGACGGCACUGAUCCUAAGCGAAACCCACAAGCCUGGUCCGACGCACCCCUCCGUCGCGCUAAUUAAUCCCUGCUGCGGUUCCCAGCGACGGUUCGCGUGCCCACCGUCACAACGACCACUGCUGAAAACGACGCCUUUAUAUAUAGAUAAUGGGAAGGAGGAAUAAUAAUAAUAAGAAGAGACAAACCCAACACAAAGGAGGGCUGAGCACAGUCGUCGCGCGCGCCCGAUCCCCAGGGGGCGGGUGGUGCCGAGCGAUGGACAGCGGAGUCGCUCGCUCGCUUGGCAAGAACGCCGGGCGACGUGACCCUCGUCGCCUUCCACGUUUGCCUGGCCACCCUCGUGACGGCCAGCGACCUCGCGUUGAUCGUCACCCUCGUGUGGGCGCGCAGACUCCUCAGAAAGAACACCUACACCUACACGUUCAGCAUCGCCGUGAGCGAUCUCCUCGUCGGCAUGGGCUGGUUCUACAACGGGAUCGACAACGUGCACGAGGGGCCGGGGUUGGCGUACAGCGCCGAGACGAUCUUCCCGAUGUUCCACCCUGCUGACCGCGAUGGUCGAUCGCUAUUACGCUGUGCAGUCCCCCGUUCAGGUACGCCCGGAAGAUGACGAACCUCAAGGUGGCGGUCAUCAUCUCCGUCGCGUGGAUCCACCCGAUCUUGACCAACGUGGGCACGUCGAUGAACCCGGGCGGCGGGAGUCUCACGUACAACGGCUACACCGCGAUGAUAUUCAACAUCCUCAUCCUCGUCGUGAUGCCCUUCCUCAACGUCCGGCUCUACGUGGUCACUCGGCGGCAGGCGAGGAGGACGCCGUCGGCCAACGACCGCUCGGCCCACGUGAUGAUCGUCGCCUCGGGACUCUUCAUCCUCCUGUGGUCACCCACCAUGGUCCACUCGAGUAUCUGCAAGGCGUCCGGCGCGUGCCAAAGGUUCGCCAACAACGCCUCGAACCCCUUCGUCACCACGCGGAUGAUCAACACCCUCGUCACCCCGAUGGUGUUCCUGAUGGGUAGUCCGGCCACGAGGGCCGCCUUCAAGGAGCUGACGCAUCGGCUGGGCAGGAGAAGGUAGGCUGCUUGCGCAAGGCCAGCCCUUGCGCUAUCGUCAGGUUCACGCCACCUGCCACGGGUGAACUUGCCACGGUCACCGC